AGGAGGUGAUGCAGACCGUGCAGCCCCUCCUCAGGCCGAGAUCCCCUCAGCACCCCCCAGCUGGCACCGGGGCACGACCCCCACCCCACAGACCCGGGCCCCGAUCCCUGGCAGCCAAGGGGCCGUGGGGGGGGGGUUGCAGGCUGGAGCCCAGCGCCGCAGCAAGGAGCAGGAGCUGGAGCCGGAGCCGUUCCUGGCCCCCCUGCCCCGGGGACGCAGAGCUGGGCGUGGGGGCGAGCGUGCACACCUGCGCCGAGGCCGUGCCCUGGCCGAGGGGUUUCAGGCGGGGCAGGAGCAGGACGAGAAGCCCCAAGUCGCAGUGAGCGUGCAGGUCGAGGAGGUGUCCUCACACAAGAUGCCGUCCACUGCGGCACUGCAGGACACUGGCGAUUGCUGUCUGGAGGAACCAACGGCCCAUCGUGUGGACAGGCCUGUGGAGGAGUCAGGAGAGAGGGAAACCGCAGCGCCUCCUGUCCCCAGAGAGGAGCCCCUGCCCCCCCAGGACUCAGAUUCCCCUGAAACCAAGCAGACCUGGGAGCUCUCAGCAGACAAAAGCUCCUCCGGCUGGUGCCCCAGGCCAGGCCCUUCCCCAAGAGCAGGUGCUGGGACCCUGAGCAGCGCUGAGCAGAAACCUGGAGCAGAGCCUGUGAAGCUGGAUCUGCAGAGGACUUGCCCAAGGGGACUGGGGGAGAGGGGCUCCCUGACACCUGAGCCGGGCCCAGUGCAGAAGGGGCAGGGCAGGCCUCCAAAGCAUGGGCAGAGCCUGGAGCUCCAGGAGGUGUUCGAGGCUGUGGCAGUGUAUUUCACGCGGGAGGAGUGGGAGCUGCUGGAUGAUGAAGACAAGGUGCUUUACCGGGACCAGAUGCUGAAGACUUACCAAGUCCUCGUUUCCCUGGGAUAUCGAGGUCCCACACCUGCCUUAAUCUGCAGCAUCCAGCAAGGACAGGUGGAGCUCUGGGGCUGUGAUGAUGAGAGCCGUGGGAAAAUCUCCAGAUCAGAGGACCUGCUGCCAGCAGGUGCCUGGCUGUUGAGCAGAGCUGAGGAGCAGAGUCCUGCAGAGCUGGAGCCACCGUGGACUUCCCCAGGGAAUUUGGGUGCAAUGGACUCCCUGAGACUCAAGAAAGAGCAAUGGCACAAGAGUCCAGGGAGGCCCCAAAAGCAGAAGGAGAAUGUGGCAGUGAACCAGGUACCAUCUCCAGCUGGGGAUGAGAAUGGAGAAGGGGCAGAACCCAAAAAGAGCCCUGGGUGCAGGGAAGAAUGUGUGGAGUUGAGAAACCUAAAGAGCCACUGGAAAGAGGCACUGCAUCCAAGCCAAGGCAGUAGGGAGGGACUCAGGGAAGAGCCGGAGCUCACUGCUGUUCACUGGGGCAAAGCCCACCCCUGCCCUGAAGUCCAGAAAAGCCUGAACUGCCAGUCACCCCUGGCACUUCACAAGAUAAGGCACACUGGGGAGAAGCUCCACAUAUGCACCAAGUGUGGGAAGAGCUUCACCCAGUCCUCCAACCUAAACCGACACCGCCUCAUCCACACAGGGGAGAAGGCACAUCAGUGCUCCGAGUGUGGGAAGAAGUUCCACUUGUCCUCCCACCUGGCCCAGCACCGGCUCAUCCACACAGGGGAGAAGCCACAUCAGUGCUCAGAGUGUGGGAAGAAGUUUCACUUGUCCUCCAGCCUCACCCGACACCGGCUCAUCCACACAGGGGAGAAGCCACAUCAGUGCUCAGAGUGUGGAAAGAGCUUUAGACGGCUCUCCGCCCUGACCCAGCACAGUUUAAUUCACAUGCCAGAGAAGCCACUCCAGUGCUCUGAGUGUGGGAAGAGGUUCCACUUAUCCACCCACCUGACCCAGCACUGGCUCAUCCACACAGGGGAGAAGCCACAUCAGUGCUCAGAGUGUGGAAAGAGCUUCAGAUGGCUAAUCAGCCUGAACCAGCACAGGCUAAUUCACGUGCCAGAGAAGCCACAUCAGUGCUCAGAGUGUGGGAAGAGGUUCCACCUGUCCUUACUCCUGACUCAACACCAGCUCAUCCACACAGGGGAGAAGCCAUAUCAGUGCUCAGAGUGUGGGAAGAGGUUCAGCCUGGCCUCCUACCUGACCAAACACCAGCACAUCCACACAGGGGAGAAGCCACAUCAUUGCUCAGAGUGUGGGAAGAGCUUCACCCGAUCGUCCAACCUGACUAGACACCGCCUCACCCACACAAGGGAGAAGCCACAUCAGUGCUCAGAGUGCGGGAAGAGCUUCACCCGAUCCUCCACCCUGACCAAACACAAGCUCAUCCACACCGGGGAGAAGCCACAUCGGUGCUGAUACUGUGGGUAGAGCUUUAACCAGUUUUCCCACCUGGUCCGGCACUAGGUCAUCCAGACAAAAGCAAAGCCACAUUGGUGCUGAGAGGAAUGGGAAAAGCAUCACCCAGUCCUCCAACCUGGCCUGGCACCAGCUUGUCCCCAUGGGGGAGCAGCCACAUCAGUACUCAAAAUGAGGGCAGACCUGUGGUGGGCCAGUAGAGGGCGCUUCUGUGCUGAGCUACCCACCUCCCUGUGCCCCACCAAAACCAUGCUUCAGGGGCCUCCCCUGGGGAGCCUGCAUCUGGCCAAGGCCCUUCCGGGAGCAUACCCACAAGCCUGGGGUAACCACUGCCACCACAAGGACCUUGGUCUUUGAAAGGGCUCUGUACCACCCAGGGUACACAGAACUUGUUGACCUUAGGGGUGCUCAGCGUACUGUGAUUUUUUGGGGUGCGUCUUUUAGCCUGAAGCAUUCACUAGCAGCCUUCUGCAUGGGAGGAAAGUAAAAAAGCCAUGCCCUUCUUAGCCAGCCGAGCAAAGGGGCUAUACAGGCAAGUCCCAGCCACAUAAGCAGUUACAGCACGGUGUGCUAUGACAAAUAGCUUUAUUGCUUAAAAAGGGAGAGGGGGAGGAAGGAAUACAAAACAAUGUGUUGAAAGAAAACCAACUUGACCAAAACAGAACUGGCUCGUUAGCCCUUGUGAUACAAAUCUAAAGGUACAUAACUCUAAUUCAGGGGUUCCCAACCUUUUUAUGCAGAGGACCGGCAAACUGUGGACCGGAAGAGACGGCACACUGGCCAACUGUGAACCAGCAGUGACCGGCAUACUGUGGGCAGGCAGGCAACCCAUUUUUAUACCGAGUACAGUAUAAAAAAUGGUGGCUGCUGGUACGCAGUAUGUGGGUCACUUCCAGUCUGCAGAUUGCCAGUGUGCAGUCACUUCUGGUCUGGCAGCCAGCUCUCCUGCAGACCAGUAGCCAACCCUUCACGGCCCAGGCCCUUGUCAUGCCUGCUCUGAUUUACUGGAUAAAUUUCAGGAAAGCUAUUUCUAUGUCCAUCCAGAGGGUUCUGGAGGCCCAUGCUUCAGUUAGUGUUUCCAAAAAUGUCUCCAGAAGCAGUCCUCACCUAGACCAAGUGACCUGACCCUUAAAUACCAUUUUUUGAUCCCAUCACCUGGCUCCCCAGAAGCAGGAAAUAUUGAAACCCAGCUGAGACAGACCAAUCUUUGUGAAAGACCUCAGAAUCCCCAGGUGGAGGGCCCAGCCUCCCCGAACAGGCCCAGCAGGGACCUCGGUGGGGAACUGAAAUGAUGGGCCUCUGCAGCAUGAGGAGGGGGAUGGGAGGUGUCAGGCCUGAGGACAGAGAAAGAGAGCAGAGGAUUCCUUCAUACCUUCAACCUGACCAAACACCAGCUCAUCCACAUGUAGGAGAAGCCACACUGGUGCUCAGAGUGUGGGAACAGCUUCCCCCAGUUCUGGCACCUGGCUUGGCAUCAGCUCAGCCACACAGAAGAAAAGCCACAGUGGUGCUUGUAGUAUGGAAAGACCCUCCCCCACUCCUCAAAACUGGCCCAGCAAGAGUGCCUCCACUUCCAGGAGGAUCCAUAAUUUUGCCAGCAAUGCAGGAAGGAUUUGGGGAUGGUUACCUGCUCAGCACCCCCCAGUCUCUGCAUCCAGGCAAGUGGACUCAUGCCUGUGGAUUGCAACCAUAGUUCACCUAUCGUUUGGCCCUUCUAGGGCACUGCACAACCCAAAUGACAUAGAGGCUGGCCCCCAAAGUUUGAGGGGAAGGGGUUGGAAAGAAACUCCUCAGGCAGAGGCCAACCCGGAUGCUGGGGGAACCUGUGAGAUGAUGAGCCUUGCCUUGAAGCCUGUGCCAUCCCCAUCAUUUUCUGAAAGCAGUCUGCUCCCAGGGGGAGAAGUGCCUUCACAAUAGGGUGCCCUCCCAAAGGCAGCUGGCUCCAGCUGACGCCCAGGGACUGUCUUCAGCUAACUCGCAGCUUUGUCCUCACUCCUGGUCCUAGGGUCCUAGUAUGUGAGGCUCUUGAGUUGCAGGAAGGGGGCACAUUGCUGGCGAAGCAGUUCCCUGACUUCCACCCUGACCUUGCCUUUCCUCAUCAUGAUGUCACACCUAUCCCAGGCCUGCACAUGCCCAUCCGGUGUGCAAGCUCCCACUGCCACCCCCUGAGCCCAGUUUGGCAGGUUUUGCUGCUUAACCCCUCGUCAGAACUCUUCAUCACCUGGCACCAGCAUCCCCCCCCCCCUUUGCCCUCCUUCCCUUCAUCCCAUUUUCCAUAGCAGGGUCCUUGCUAAUCAAGUCUUACAACUUAAGAGGAUAUUCUGGUGGUUGGUAUCUAUGUCCUCUCCAGGUCUGUGAAAUGUGAACAGACCAGAGCCCAGACCCUUUGGGGGGGCGAUGCCUCUGUGAUUUCCCAGCCCCUUCCCCUGCCAGAGAAUUCUCCACAAUCCAGGUGUUUUCCCAAACCUUCAGGAGCAGGAGCUGCUCACACUCAAGGCAUUACACCAGUGUCCUGCUGUGCAGCAACAACCCUGCCCUUUUGAAUAAAACCGUGGUCUUGGAAA
Alligator mississippiensis (American alligator) is the source of this 4875-nucleotide messenger RNA. Its product is annotated as putative zinc finger protein 66. The record is from RefSeq and is a predicted model, not a curated record. Lineage: Eukaryota; Metazoa; Chordata; Crocodylia; Alligatoridae. Gene Ontology annotation, molecular function: DNA-binding transcription repressor activity, RNA polymerase II-specific. The coding region runs from base 356 to 2311 and encodes 651 amino acids. The transcript is spliced from 7 exons. Gene Ontology annotation, biological process: negative regulation of transcription by RNA polymerase II.